This is a messenger RNA of Thyridium curvatum, 1323 nucleotides long. RefSeq lists its product as uncharacterized. The transcript is spliced from 3 exons. The record is from RefSeq and is a predicted model, not a curated record. NCBI's taxonomy places the organism in Eukaryota, Fungi, Ascomycota, Sordariomycetes, Thyridiales, Thyridiaceae. Gene Ontology annotation, molecular function: saccharopine oxidase activity; sarcosine oxidase activity; flavin adenine dinucleotide binding. Bases 1 to 1323 code for a protein of 440 amino acids.
AUGGCUACUGAGGACAAGUCAUCAUACAUUAUCGUCGGCGCAGGCGUGUUCGGUGUCUCGACUGCUUACCACCUAAUCAAGAAGUAUCCGCAUGCAUCAGUCACUCUGGUUGACCGAGAUGCAUAUGAUGCGGACAACCGCGUAGCUGCUUCGUGGGAUUGGAACAAGGUGGUACGCGCAGACUACGACGACAUCGUCUACUGCCGGCUGGCACUGGAGGCCCAAGACAUCUUCAAGUUCGAUCCGCUCUGGAAACCAUAUUUCCAUGAGACUGGUAUAUACUGGAUGUGCCGCAGUGACUAUGCGCAGGAUGUCAUCAACAAUUACAAAAGGCUUGGCCGUACGGCCGACCUGGCGGCCUAUCCUAUUGAGGAGGCUCGUAAGCUUUACGGCGGUCUUUUCGAGGACGCCGACUACACGGGCGUCAAGGAGGUUCUCAUCAACAAGACAAGUGGAUGGGCUGCCGCUGGCGAUGCAUUGAGAGCGGUCACUCGUAAAGCUCUGGACUUGGGUGUCAAGUAUCACGUCGGAGAAGUGGCAGGCCUGCUCUUUGACAGAGACAGCCGUUGUUCUGGAGUGAGAACAGCCGGAGGCGACGUCCUGAUGGCCACGCAUACCGUGCUCUGCACUGGCGCAUACACGCCGAAGCUGCUGGAAUACAGCGCCGCAAGCAGCGGGUUGACUGAUCUGCGGGCCGGGUCGAGAAUUGUGGCAGGCGGAAUCACGACAGGGAUGACCAAGCUGGACGACGAAUCAUACAAAAGGUUUGCGUCAAUGCCCGUCGGCGUUCAGGGAUACACAGCCGCGACAGGCCCGUUCAUCGGCAGCCUGCCUCCGACUCCAGACAGGGAGCUCAAGUGGUGGGGGCAGACGAUUUUCAGAAACACCCGAGAGGUACUCCCUGGUCGUUUUCUCUCAGCACCACCAGCGGAACCGGACUAUGGGCAGUGGGAUGUCUCUCGAAAGCUCAAGGAGGACAUCGACCACGCCAACAAGGUCUUCUAUGGCAAGAAUGGUGCAAACUGGACGAUGGAGAAACAUCGCAUCUGCUGGGACGCUUUCACGACAAGUGCUGAUUUUAUCAUUUCUCCACACUCCGCGGCAAAAGGCUUGUACAUUGCAACCUGUGGCAAUUUCCACGGCUACAAGUUCUUUCCUGUACUUGGCAAGUACAUCGUGCAGAUGCUGGAGGGGGAGCUGUCCCCUGAGUUGGUCCAGAAAUGGGCAUGGGAUCGGGAAAGACCCCAGCCUUCGGUCAACCCCGACUAUCCGAGAUUUGAAAUGGCGGACCUCCUGGAUGCCAAGAGAACGUCCAAGCUGUAG